Athene cunicularia (burrowing owl) is the source of this 2389-nucleotide messenger RNA. It is a transcript of the gene GMEB1, whose product is annotated as glucocorticoid modulatory element binding protein 1. Bases 474 to 2165 code for a protein of 563 amino acids. Gene Ontology annotation, cellular component: nucleus. The record is from RefSeq and is a predicted model, not a curated record. Gene Ontology annotation, molecular function: DNA-binding transcription activator activity, RNA polymerase II-specific; RNA polymerase II cis-regulatory region sequence-specific DNA binding. Lineage: Eukaryota; Metazoa; Chordata; Aves; Strigiformes; Strigidae. Gene Ontology annotation, biological process: positive regulation of transcription by RNA polymerase II. The transcript is spliced from 9 exons.
AGAAGCCGCAUCUCAGAAACCUUCUCGUGUGCUCUUGCCAAACCCCACUGCUUGGCCGGGCUGUGUGUGAGGAACGGGGGGAGCCGCUGCCUGCUGCCCGCUCGGGAAGUUGUGAGUGGGAUGGCAGUGGGGGAUCUGCCUCUCGGUUUUGUGUCGUCGGAUGAGAUGCUCCCAGCUAUCGUGAUCGAGAGGGGAGGAGAAAUCCUUGUGUGUGCUGACAGGCACUUGCUGUCUCUCUCUGGUGGUGAAUUUAAAAUGCCUGGUCCCUGCUUUGGAGCUGGAGCUUUGCUCUGCUGGCCCCGCGGUCCCCGCUAGCCCAGCCUUUGCUGCGGUGGGCCUGGGCGAUCAUGCUUAUACACCGCUGCCUGCCCCUCUGCCUGCACAGGCAGCGGUGCUGCCGCGGUACAGACCUGCCUCUGCUUUGCCCUCUGCAGCACCGCGGCACCCCGCCACCGCCGGGCUUCAUGUGAGAGAUGGCGAAUGCCGAAGUGAGCGUCCCUGUGGGUGAUGUGGUGGUUGUACCAAGUGACGGAAACGAAGGGGAGAACCCGGAGGAUACCAAAACCCAAGUGAUCUUGCAGCUCCAGCCGGUGCAGCAAGGGAUUUACCAAGAGGGCUCCGAGGCCAGCACUGCCGUAGUGGCCGUUGAAACCCACACCAUCCACAAGCUAGAAGAAGGGAUCGACCCCAGCACCAUUGAAACGAACGAGGAAAUAGAGAUCGCCUAUCCCAUCACCUGCGGGGAGAGCAAAGCCAUCCUGCUCUGGAAGAAGUUCGUCUGUCCAGGAAUUAAUGUCAAGUGUGUCAAGUUCAAUGACCAACUGAUCAGCCCGAAGCAUUUUGUUCACCUGGCUGGGAAGUCUACCCUAAAGGACUGGAAGAGAGCCAUUCGCCUCGGAGGAAUCAUGCUGAGGAAGAUGAUGGACUCGGGGCAAAUUGACUUCUACCAGCAUGACAAAGUUUGCACCAACACCUGUCGAAGCACCAAGUUUGAUCUCCUGAUCAGCAGCGCCAGAGCACCAGUGCCGGGGCAGCAGAGUGUGGUGCAGACUCCUACAUCAGCCGACGGGAGCAUCACCCAGAUCGCGCUGUCAGAGGAGAGCAUGGAGGAGGGGAUCGAGUGGAACUCGGCUCUGACGGCUGCCGUCACCAUGGCCACUGAGGAAGGCAUGAAAAAGGACACGGAUGAGAUCUCGGAGGACACGCUGAUGUUCUGGAAAGGAAUAGCUGAUGUGGGGCUGAUGGAGGAGGUUGUAUGCAACAUCCAGAAGGAGAUAGAAGAAGUUCUAAGAGGCGUCCAGCAGAGGUUGGGUCAGUCUCCCUUCCAGAUGACAGAUGCUGCAGUCUUGAACAACGUUGCCCACACAUUUGGCCUAAUGGACACAGUCAAGAAGGUUCUGGACAACAGGAAAAACCAGACAGAGCAAGGAGAGGAGCAGUUUCUUUACACACUGGCAGACCUGGAGCGGCAGCUGGAAGAGCAGAAGAAACUUGCCAAGGACCAGAAGGCAAAGUCCCAAACCAUCCAGAACGUGGUGCUGAUGCCCGUCAGCGCUCCCAAGCCCCCCAAGAGACCCCGCCUGCAGCGCCCAGCCUCCGCCACCGUCCUCAGCCCCUCCACCCCCAUCCAGCAGCCUCAGUUCACCGUCAUCUCGCCCAUCGCUAUCGCACCCGUUGGACAACAGUUCUCUGUGGGCAACAUCCCGGUGGCAACCAUUAGCCAAGGCUCCAGCCCGGUGACUGUUCAUACUUUGCCAUCUGGCUCUCAGCUCUUCCGAUACGCCACCGUGGUGUCCUCCUCCAAGACCAGCUCCUCCGACACAGUCACCCUGCACCCGUCCUCCAGCCUGGCGCUGCUGAGCUCGGCCGCCAUGCAGGACAGCGGUGCCCUGGCCAAUGUGGCAGCCGUGGUCAACCCCGUGGAACUGGUGGCCAUGGAGUCUGGCCUCACUUCCACCAUCCAAGCCGUGGAGGGCACCUCAGAUGAUGGGCAGACCAUCAUAGAGAUCGACCCAGCGCCAGAUCCCGAAGCAGACACGGACGAGUCGGAGGGCAAAGCUGUGAUCCUGGAGACGGAGCUGAGGACUGAGGAGAAAGUGGUGGGAGAUGUGGAGGACCAUCAGCACCAGGUCCAUAAUGUGGAGAUUGUGGUCUUGGAGGACUAGUGGGAAAGGCAAGCGUCAGUUUGGGGAAGAGUUGGGAAUUUGUUUUUAUUUUGGGCUUUUUUGUUAAGCAUCUUUUCCAGCCACCCCAUUUGUUUCCAUGGAUAUUUUAAUUGUACUGUAUAUUAUAUAUAUAUAUAUAUAUAAUUUUUUUUUAAACAAAAAAGCUGGAGAAACACGUGAGACGUGGAAAAGGCUCUGUCUCCGUGGAGCACUGAACAAUACCG